AUGCCUCGGGGGCAGAAGAGUAAGGUCCGUGCCCACGAGAAACGCCUGCAGGCGCAAAGUGCGUCUCAGAGUGUCAAGGGCGCCCAAGCCGCCGCGGCAGAGGCUGAAGAGUCCGCCUCCUUUCCUCUUUCUGGGGAGUCUCCCACGAGCUCCUCUGCCCCUGGUCCAUCCCAGAAGCCUCAGCGAGCCCGGGCCACUAGCUCUCCUGGGGAAGGCGUGUCGUGCCCAAGAUCUCAUGAAGCUGCCAAGAGCCAAGAUGAGGAAAGUGCAAGGGCCUCCCGGGCAGCACUCUCCUCUCGGAGGGCUCGCAGAGAUCCUCUCAACAGGAGGGUGUGCAGGCUGGUGCAGUUCCUGCUGGAGAAGCUUCAAAGGAAGGAGCCCAUCACGCAGGCGGCGCUGCUGAGGAUCGUCGGCAGGAAGUUCAAGGAGCAGUACCCUGAGGUCCUCCGGAGAGCCUGUGAGCGCCUGGAGCUGAUCUUUGGCCUUGAGCUGAAGGCUGUCACCCCCAACAGCCACACCUAUGCCUUUGUCAACAAGCUGGGCCUCCCGAUUGAGGGAGACCUGUGCGAUGACGAGGUGGUGCCCAAAACCGGGCUCCUCAAUGCUCUCCUGGGGGUGAUCUUCAUGAAGGGCAACCACGCCACUGAGGAGGAGAUCUGGGAGUUCCUCGGUGUGUUCGGGAUCCAUCCGGGGACGAGGCACGUCAUCGUGGGGGAGCCCAGGGAGUUCAUCACCAAGGAUCUGGUACAGCAACGGUACCUGGAGUACCACCGGAUGCCCGGCAGUCGUCUUCCACGCUAUGCAUUUCAGUGGGGCCCAAGAGCCUACGUUGAGACCAGCAAGAUAAAAGUGCUGGAGUUCCUGGCCAAGAUCAAUGGCACUGUCCCCUCUGCCUUCCCCAACCUGUUUGAGAAAGCAUUGAGACAUGAGGAAGACAGAGCAUGGCUCACGGCUGCAGCCAUGGUUGCCUCUUUUGAGAAGGGCACUGCCCCUUCCAGGGCCAAGUAG
Messenger RNA from Pteronotus mesoamericanus, 1008 nucleotides. RefSeq names its product melanoma-associated antigen B1-like. Gene Ontology annotation, biological process: negative regulation of transcription by RNA polymerase II. Gene Ontology annotation, cellular component: nucleus. The record is from RefSeq and is a predicted model, not a curated record. The transcript has a single exon. The coding region runs from base 1 to 1008 and encodes 335 amino acids. NCBI's taxonomy places the organism in Eukaryota, Metazoa, Chordata, Mammalia, Chiroptera, Mormoopidae.